Molecule: messenger RNA, 2876 nt
Organism: Diospyros lotus (date-plum)
Lineage: Eukaryota; Viridiplantae; Streptophyta; Magnoliopsida; Ericales; Ebenaceae
Product: F-box/kelch-repeat protein At1g51550
Exons: 2
Coding region: 672-2207 (511 amino acids)
Molecular function (GO): protein binding
Source: RefSeq, a predicted model, not a curated record
AUUAAAGAUGUGUGACCUGUAGCUGCUGCGCUGCUGACUGCGGAUAAAUGAUCAUUGCAAUGGAUUUGUCCGCUACUACUAGGAUUUGUUCGUGCCGCCCGCCCGCCUGCUUCACUAUUCGCCCCAUGUCUUUUCUUCUCAGUGGCGGGUACUGGAGGGGCCAUUUUUAAUCUCAACUUGUUACAUCUCUGCCUUCUUCCUAAUGCUCUCUCUCUCUCUCUCUAUACUUUCUUAUCCACUUUGAGUCAACAGCCCAUCCAUUAUCUUUUCAUCUUCUUAGCUAAUGACUAAAGUUAAGCCAUCUUUAUCUUUUCUAUCCAUCCAGCAUAUUGACCAUGACACUAAAAAUAAGAAAAGAAAGCGAACUUGGCACAUUUCAAUUGCCAGAUAAUUUCUCCAAUUCAGAAUGACAGAGCCAUGGAAGAAGCGUCGCUGUGGGAAAUGGCCUUGAAUUUGACAAUUUUGUUUUCAUCUGUAAUUUUUUUUUUUCAUCAGUUGUUCUUGGAAAGCAAUGCCAAUAAUUGGUGUUGGUACUUGGUAAACUUUACCACUCCAUUCACAGUAACUUCCACCGGAAAAUUUUGAGGAAUCGACGCAACAAUUUAACCCCUCUGCCAAGAAACAAACAAAGAACUUGCAAAGAAAGAAGAAAAGAAAAGAAAUGAAAUGAAAUGGUAUCUGGUGAGGAAAAGGGAAGGGAAAAGAAGGAGCACUGCCCUCGGAACCAGAGCCAGAAAUUUCGACUCCAACGUUCAUCAUCAUCGUCAAGGUUCAAGUACGAGAAAAAGUACCAGACAGCUUCCAUGGCAGAGAGCAAGAGCAGGAGCAGCAACGUGGAUGGAUCUUGUUGGUCUCCCAUAACCACCAUAAGCCGGGACCAUCUCUUCUCCAUCCUCCUCCUACUACCCAUAGAUUCAAUCCUCUCUUUCGCCACGACUUGCAAAAAAUUCCGCUGCAUCACUUACUCUGACGCCCUGUGGGAAUCCAUCUGCAGGAGGGAUUGGGGUCAGGCCUCUGUUGAAGCCAUGAAAUCUGCUGCUGCUGCUUCCAGACACAGCCCUCACCUGCCAUGGAUGCAGCUCUACCGCCAGGUCUAUCAACUGGACUCUGUGUCUAGCCACAGGCUCUCUGACCCAGAUGCUGAUGAGGUUUUCCCAGGGCCCAGAGCUUCUCAUUCCCUCAAUUUUGUGUCUGGCUGCCUAGUCAUGUUUGGAGGGGGCAGUGAGGGAGGACGUCAUCUUGACGACACGUGGGUGGCACAUAUUGGUAAUGAGUUUACAAGAAGAUUGAAAUGGCAGAAGAUUAAUUCAGGUGUUCCAAGCGGGCGCUUUGGGCAUUCAUGUGCUGUUAUUGGUGAUUCCAUUGUCCUCUUUGGAGGGAUAAAUGACAAUGGUAUCCGCCAAAAUGAUACAUGGAUAGGUCAAGUAUUGUUCCAUGAGACCUUUGGUAUAACGUUUUCAUGGAGGCUACUCGACGUGGGUUCCAUUGCACCUCCACCUCGCGGGGCUCAUGCUGGAUGCUGCAUUGAUAACAAAAGAAUGAUUAUCCAUGGAGGGAUUGGAUUGCUUGGAGUGAGACUCGGAGACACAUGGGUUUUGGAUCUCUCUGAGAAUUUUCUAUACGGAACUUGGCACGAAGUUGUCACUCAUCCAUCGCCCCCAGCUCGAUCAGGACACACUUUAACAUGCAUUGGUGGAAACCAGACAAUUUUGUUUGGGGGGAGGGGAUUAGGCUACGAGGUGCUUAACGAUGUUUGGCUCUUCGACUCAUCCGAGGGCGAGGGGUGCUUGAGAUGGCUGCAGUUACUAUUUGAAUUGAGAAACAUACCGGGAGGGCUUUCUCUCCCUCGAGUUGGUCACUCAGCCACGCUUAUCUUGGGAGGUCGACUGCUGAUAUAUGGAGGGGAAGAUUCAGAUAGGCAUAGGAAAGAUGACUUCUGGGUACUGGACAUUAGCACAGUUCCACACGUCAAACUGCAGCCUGUUACUUUAAAACGAAUGGGAUCAUUAGCCCAUUUGUGGAAGAGACUUAAGUCCAGGGGCUGUAGACCUAACUGCAGGUCGUUUCAUCGAGCCUGUGCAGACCAGUCAGGUCGAUAUGUAUAUGUGUUUGGGGGAAUGGUGGAUGGGUUAAUCCAUCCGGCAGAGUUAUCUGGACUGAGGUUCGAUGGGGAACUUUUUUUGGUGGAACUUGUACUGCAGUGCUAGUGCUAGAUUAUUGUCAAAAUAAGAAGCCUGAGACUCAGAGAGGUAUUGUCUUUCUCAUCAUGCAAGUCUUGUAAAUACUACUUACUAGUCAUAGCUUUACUCAAGUGGGGGUUGAAUAUCAUUUGUGGAAGCCCACUGCCCACUCUUGACACUGACCUGAUGAUGAUGAUGUUUCAGACUAUUGUAAAGAACGAGGGAGGGGAGCGUGUUGAGUUGAUGAAAGAAGAAUAAGAAAUAAUAAUGAAAGAUCAUCUUCAGUGGAUGCAUUUCUGUGUGUUUGUGUGAUGGGUGCUGCUAAGAUUCAUGCAGUGGAAGACAUAAUAGAGGUUGAUGGCCGAUCCCAACUCAGAGAAGGCACUUUAUAUUUCCCAAUGAGUGAGUGGGGGGGGGGUGCAACUAGCUAUGUAAUGUAGGAGCGCUGAAUGGUCAGUUCAGACAUUGCUUUGAUUUGCUUUUAACAACUAAGGAACAGCAGCAUAUUGUAAAAUCCAAAGAAGAAAGAGGGUUGGUUGGUUGGUUCAUUAUUAAGCCCAAAAAAAAAAAAAUGACUUUUGGGGCUCUGGGUUUGGGGGGGUUGAUGAGAAAGGGAGCAGAGCAAAGCAGCAUCAAUUCAUUCAACUUGUGCCCAUUGUUCAUCAAUCAUCUUUCAUGCUAUCUAUUUACCUUCAA